Messenger RNA from Anisakis simplex (herring worm), 741 nucleotides. Lineage: Eukaryota; Metazoa; Nematoda; Chromadorea; Rhabditida; Anisakidae. The record is from the annotation of a GenBank genome assembly.
AUGUUACAAAGUCUAGCGGUCGUCAGCAGUUGUCUGUCGGGAAUCUCGGCAUCUCUGCCUGCCUUAUCGGGUCCACUAUUGAAAUUCAUUGACACACCAGUGAAGUUCUAUCCAUUCGAAUUCCUUGCGGCACCAUCUUCGUUGAAACCACCAACUCGAAACGGUGAGAACAUUCGUGAUUUUGUGUUGAGUCGAAUGACGGCCGUUGCGGAUUAUCUGUUGAGAAAUCGUGAAGAGGACACGAAAUCGUUGAGUGCCGUAUGCAAAAUCCUCUACAUUAUACUAUUCCAGAGAGGCAUCGAUAAGGCGAAAUACGAAGCUCAAAACCAGAACUAUAGCGUAUCGAAACGCAUUGUCGGUGACUCUGUGCGAGGCAAUCGUGCGAAUAUUGAGCUGGUCACCUUCGAGUAUAUUCUACUGCAACACAAUGUGGGUUUUGGUUUGUCUUGUUCGAAGAGUAACUUUUUUUCAAUGGACGAAGAAUAUCGUGCAAAACGUUUGCUGGCUCGUUCUGGUUAUUUGGUCACAGAGCGACAUUUGCAAACGAUGAAACUUCUCGUGCGAAUUUCUACAAGUGCCUAUAGUGCUGUACGAAUCGAAGCUCAGCGCGUUCUGGACUGUUGUAUACAGAAUUUUCCGUACGCUUAUCUGCACAUUAUUGAUGAUGUUUUGCCUCUGCUCAAAGAAUCUCCUGAUAUCACGCAUAAACAAUUCAAGGUUUGUUUGAUGGAUCAGUGCUGA